Molecule: messenger RNA, 1845 nt
Organism: Caenorhabditis elegans
Lineage: Eukaryota; Metazoa; Nematoda; Chromadorea; Rhabditida; Rhabditidae
Gene: ugt-39
Product: glucuronosyltransferase
Exons: 5
Coding region: 618-1730 (370 amino acids)
Cellular component (GO): membrane
Molecular function (GO): UDP-glycosyltransferase activity; glucuronosyltransferase activity
Source: RefSeq, marked reviewed
GAUGACCCGCACAACACCCUUCCAAGUAUCUAUCAGUUUUCGCCCGCUAUUUCGUAUUUUUUCGUAUUGAACAUUUGGUUUGAUUCUUUAUCAUCUGUUCAUGGAAAGUAUCAUAAAAUGCGUCUGUUGUUUAUAUUAUUUUUAUUUUUUGGAAAUGUGUCAUCAUUUAAUUUUCUAGUAUUUUGCCCAUUGUUUGCUCAUAGUCAUUCGAAAUUUUUCGCCACUAUCGCUGAUUCAUUAACUGAUGCUGGUCAUAAUGUGACAUUUUUCACUCCAACAAUCGUUGAAAAAUAUCGAAAUGUUAGCUACACAAAAUCAACGAAAGAUGUUGUCCACAUGAAGCCAUCAAAGAAGCUGAAAGAAUAUGGAGAACAAAUGAGUACAGGAGAUUUUGUCAGGUAUUGGACAGAAGACUCAACGGCCACAGAGAUUAUACCGGUUGUUCGGAUUUUUCAAAAAAUGUAUAACGAGCAGGGAACAGUGAUGAAGGACAAUGUCGGAAUUCUAAAUGAAUUGAAGAAACGGAAAUUCGAUGUUAUAAUUUUCGAAGCGUACAUAUACUCUGCAUAUCGUAAGUUAUUUCGAGAAUUUUAAUUUGAAGUAAGUUUUCAGCACUUAUGGAUUAUCUGGAAAUUCCAACAUUUAUACCCUCUGUCUCUGUUGCUCACGAUACUUCUUUGGCAAUAGAAAUUGGUGAACCAGUUAUGCCAAGUGUUGUUUCAGACUGCUUAUCUCCAUUUGGUGAUAAACUAUCAAUAACUGAAAGAGCAUUCAAUGCAUUCAUGGUUCCAUAUUUUGAUUUUAUGAUUGGAUACCCCACACAUAGAUCUUUCAAACCUCCAUACAAUCCAAUUGAUAUAAGAUCUAUCGUUCCCGAGGCAUCAUUUGUAUUCCUCAACUCUAAUCCAUUUGUUGAUUUUCCAAGGCCAACUCUCACAAAAACAAUUCAAAUUGGAGGAAUAUCAGUUGAUUCAAAUGAAUUGAGAAGUCAAAAACUUGAUGAAACAUGGUCAGAAAUUCUCAAGUUGAGAGAAAAAACAAUGUUAGUGUCAUUUGGAUCAAUGUUGUACUCAAAGGAUAUGCCAUUCAAAAAUAAAAUAGCAUUGAAAAAUGCAAUGGAAAAGUUCAAAAAUGUAACAUUUAUUUGGAAGUAUGAAGAUGAUAGUUCUGACGAAUUCGCAAAAGGAAUUGAAAAUAUUCAUUUUGCAAAAUGGGUUCCACAAACUGCUCUUCUUGCUGACUCCCGUCUCUCUGCUUUCCUUACUCACGCUGGACUUGGAAGUAUUAAUGAACUAAGCUACUUGGGAAAACCUGCCAUUUUGUGUCCACAACUGUUCGACCAAAUGAGAAAUGCAAAAAUGCUGGUCCGUCACAAUGGAUCAAUUGAGUUAUCGAAAUAUGAUCUAGGAGAUUCUGAAAAAAUUGUCAACGCUUUUCAAGCAAUCUUAUUUGAUUCUUCGUAUGCAAAAAAUGCUCUAAAAUUAGCAGAACAGCUCGAGAAUCAGCCAAUUAAACCCAAAGAAAUGAUGGUGAAACAUGCAGAAUUUGCAGCAAGAUUUGGUCGCUUACCAUCACUGGAUCCAUACUCGAGAAAAAUGACGUUUAUUGAAUAUUUCCUUAUUGAUGUUGCAGCUAUUAGUAUGGUUGUGUUGAUAGCUGUAGUUUUUGUGAUAACGAAAAUGUUUAAAAUUCUAUGUAACAAAACUUCAGUAAAGGGAAAAAUUGAAUAAUUUAUAGUUUUUCAAAUGUUUGUAUUUUUGUUACUUCUAAAAUUUUCGAACAAGGAAGUGUUUCAUAUUUUCCGGAUCUUAUUCUGAAUUUCAACAACCAGAGAAUGAAUACGAA